AUGAAAGAACCCUCCUCGCCAUUGGCUUUGCAUGGACAUCCCUGUUUGGAUUUGCAAACUGAUUUUGGUGCAAAGGAAUCAGAGGUCGUCGCGCUUUCACCUCCGAUUUCAAUUAUCCACUCAUCCGACAACGGGGAAUGUUCUACUUUUUCUCCAAGACAGCUUCUCAAGAGGGAGUUGAUAAAAACGGCGUUUAUUCUGGCCCUUACGUUUCUCUGUGUAUAUCUAAUGAUGCUGGAAAUGGUGUUUAUUGACAAUCGAUCGCUUGAUUAUGUUUAUGGCGUCACGCUACCAUCCCAGUGGCUAUCCUUUGCUGAAGCAGUGGCAAAGGUAAAUGCAGCCACUAAUGACGAAGGCCCAUUUCCAAUUGCAUUGGUAAGGCCUAGCUUUGGUGGCGUUGGAUACGAAACGGUUUUUAAUUCAUUUCCUUCUGAAAUGAAUAUUUCCUCCGUGUACAAUGGAGGCAUCCUGCUUCCAAUGGAUGUUGUUAUCAGCACAACGCAAAAUAUGUACAUCGAAUGGCGUGUGGUGGCCGAUACUCUUGCUGCUAUCCUGCUUGUGCUUACAAUGGUCUUUAUACUUGCGGUUCCUUUUCUUUGGAGACGGAAGACUGCUAUUUUUCCCGUUAGAGGCCUUGUGUUGGGCUUGACAAUUCUGCCACCGGGAUCCCUUGCUUGUGUGCCAAAGCUACGCUACACGUUGUGGGAGAAGCUCAUGGCGCCUAUUCUGCUAAUGGCUGGCUUUGAGGUGUGUUGCUACGAUUUCAUGUACUCUGGACAUACGUCACUUACCACUGUGUUGGUGUGGUUCUGGAUCUUAUACUUUCCCGGCGUGUUUGUCAACUUUAAACCGCGCAGGGUAGUUAUUACGCUGUGCGUGGGGCUUUUUGGCGCCCUAUUGGUUUUUUUGAUGAUUUUCUCAUUGACCAUUUCUCGGCUUCACUAUUCCAUUGACGUCGCGCUCGGGCUGUUUAUUGGCUCUGCCGCGUUUUGGUCGUGGCAUACUACACUUUGUUUGUAUCAAUACCAGCGAAUGCUAAACAUCGAAGAGCCCGGUAGGAACCGCGCAUUCAACUGGAUUGUUAGAUUGGUUGGCUGGAUGGAUGGGAUCGAAAAAGAGCUUCUACCAUCUUGCCUUCCACAAGAUAAUAUUACAACUCAAGAGCGGUUUAUUAUUCACGUAGCAGGCGAAAAGGAGCUGCGCGCAAUUGCCAAUUCAUCGGCUACGUCAAGAAUGGCAUCAAGUGCAAAGUCGAGAUCCUCUUUGGAGUGA
Mitosporidium daphniae is the source of this 1272-nucleotide messenger RNA. RefSeq lists its product as uncharacterized. Gene Ontology annotation, cellular component: endoplasmic reticulum membrane; Golgi membrane. The coding region runs from base 1 to 1272 and encodes 423 amino acids. The record is from RefSeq and is a predicted model, not a curated record. The transcript is spliced from 2 exons. Gene Ontology annotation, molecular function: ceramide cholinephosphotransferase activity; sphingomyelin synthase activity. Lineage: Eukaryota; Fungi; Microsporidia. Gene Ontology annotation, biological process: ceramide biosynthetic process.